Synchiropus splendidus (mandarinfish) is the source of this 4872-nucleotide messenger RNA. It is a transcript of the gene rapgef5a, whose product is annotated as Rap guanine nucleotide exchange factor (GEF) 5a. Gene Ontology annotation, cellular component: plasma membrane. The coding region runs from base 257 to 2932 and encodes 891 amino acids. Lineage: Eukaryota; Metazoa; Chordata; Actinopteri; Syngnathiformes; Callionymidae. The record is from RefSeq and is a predicted model, not a curated record. Gene Ontology annotation, biological process: Ras protein signal transduction; positive regulation of GTPase activity. The transcript is spliced from 27 exons. Gene Ontology annotation, molecular function: guanyl-nucleotide exchange factor activity.
CACCUGUGAGACACACACACACACACGCGUGCGCGCGCGCAUUAACCUGCUCUCGCACACACGCCGCUGCUGGUUCUGGGUGGAGCGGUGACGUCGUGUCCUGCGGAACACAAGUGGGUCCUUGACGUCGCGCGCACUUCGCUUGCAGAUGCGGGUCGCGGAGGAGGAGAGAGGCGGCGGCGAGAGGAGGCUCUAGACUCCGCCGAGAGGGAGCGGCGGGGACCCCCGGGGCGGCACUUCCAGGAGAGCGCCAAGCAUGGAGGACUCGGAGCCCGCGGAGGACGGCUUGCUCGCGGGUCUGCGCUGGAACCGGAGCGCGCGGGACCAGGCGCAGCUCAAGCACAAGAUUCGGGAUCUGCCGGGGCUGCUGAAGCACGGGCUGCACCUGCGGAAGAAGAGCCAAUCACCUGACACUAUACCUGGGCCCAGCUCCGGACCGACGGUACACAAGUCUUGCUCUCAGAGUUUUCCGUGUGCUGGCCGAGCUGUGAGGAACGCUUUCCUGUCUCAUGGGCCGUAUCCAGCGAAAGACAAGAUUCACCUGGCCAGAAUCAUACGGCGCAGCUAUGUGGGUGUGGAGCUGGUGCAGUGGCUGUGCGAGCAGUGUGUCUAUGUACGAUGUCGAACCACCGCUGUGCGCGUCUGGCAGGUGCUGCUGGAGCUUGGAGUCCUGCUGUCUGUGGACCAGCGAGUCGUCUUCUCCGACUCCAACUCUUACUAUCAGUUCAGCUUCGAGGAGUGCGACUCGUCCUCCUGCGAGUUUCGCUCCAACGAGUCCGAGUGGCCAGAGGCUGUGCGACUCCUGCUCCAGCUCGCGCCCUACGUUCAAUUCCGCUCGGGAGGCGGAGCCUCCAGCCCGUCGGAUGAGGACUCGGAAGGCAACAGGGACAUCUGCAGUGAGAUCCUCCAGAUGAAAGCUCUCGAGAGACUCACUUCCACGGUACAAAGUGAGUUGGCGGCUGCUCUCGCCAGAAAGACUCGCAAAGCGUUAUCGGAGCAGGACUCUGAGACGACGGAGACAAACCAGCAGGAGCUUCGGACACCCAGCGAGGAGAGCAGCCCGCUCGGGGGAGUGUGCACUUUGCGUGGCGGCAACAGCAGCGGAGGAGGAGUGGGCACCAUGUGUGGACGCGAGGAUCUGACCAGCAGGCUGGGUUUGGAGGCCGUCCAGCGCCUGGCCAAAGAUGGCUGCAGGCUGCUGCAGAACCACAACUACAGACUGCCGGACAGAAACCAGGCGGAAGCCCUGGGUCGAGUAUGUCUGAAGGAGAGAGGCCGUGAUGUUUUGGUGUUGCGAAGAGUAACCUCGUCGGUGACGUCGCCGUCAGAGCGACCGUCGCCCACAUCAUCCGGGGGCGGAUCCAGAGAGGAGGAUGGCGACAAAAGGUAUGUGGUGGUGUCUGGAACGCCGCUGAAGAUCUUGGAGCAUCUGCUCAGUGACCUGCGACUAGAUGACCAGAGAGGGGCGCCAGAGAGCAGAGAGAGCGAAAUGCUGCUGGAUGACUUCCUGUUGACCUAUCUAGUGUUCAUGUCCACGAGUGACCUUUGCCAGGCCCUGCUGGGACACUAUAGCAGUGGCCGCAGCAGGGGCCAGGAGGAAGGCAAGGACACCCUCUUCAGGAAGCGUAAGGUACUGCAGCUUGUGUCCCACUGGAGCAGACUCUACAAGGACUUCUUGAAGGAGGAGGAGCAUGUCAGGAGCUUCAUGAAGACGUUGUACCGGUGCGUGCUGGAGGACCUGUAUGAGUUCCCCACGUUAGAGAAGGACCUGAAGGAGUUCCAGAAGCUUCUGCGCCGCAGACACACCGUGGAUGACUGUCCUCCAAACCAGAAGAGUAAACACAUGCACCAGCAGCUGAGCUUGAAGGAGAACUGUCUGCAGCAAAGAAGUUCGCCAACAGAGACGAGAGAGGUUAUUUGUUGUGUGUACGUGAGCACUGACUCCUACCUCAGUGUCCACAUCCAUCCUCUGCUGGAGGCUCACGAGAUGAUCCGAAUCGUGGCUCAGAAGAUGGAUAGAGCAGAAGAAGACAUCGAGCUGGCCGUGGUCCUGCUCAGUGGAGAGCGGCGGUUGCUGCAGCCCAGUGACUGUGUUUAUUCUGAGUCACUGACGCCACAGGGGAAGCUCCUCGCUUGCCGCCGGGACCUCACAGAGCUGCUGCCUCCUCUAACAGACAGUGCCGAGCUGAGCAGGAGACCUGUGCGACUUUUGGGAAUGAACACUUGGGAUGUGGCCGCUGCCCUCACACACCUGGACUGGAGCCUCUUCAAGUCCAUUCAUGAGCAAGAGUUGGUGUACUACACUCUGAGUCGUGUUCCCGGUUCGGGCCAGACGGCGGCACUCUCACUCUUACUGCAGCGGUGUAAUGAGGUCCAGCAGUGGGUCAUGUCUGAGGUCCUGAUGUGUGUGUCGCUCAACAAGAGAGUGCAGCUGCUCAAGAAGUUCAUCAAGAUCGCGUCCCAUUGCAAAGCUCAGCGGAAUUUAAACUCCGCGUUUGCCAUCAUCAUGGGCCUGAACACGGCUGCUGUCAGUCGACUGAACCAAACGUGGGAGAAAUGUCCAGGGAAGUUCAAGAAGCUUUUCUCCGAGUUGGAGCUCAUCACAGAUCCAUCCCUCAACCACAAGGCCUACAGAGAAGCCUUCAAGAGGAUGAAGCCUCCCAAAAUCCCCUUCAUGCCUCUUCUUCUGAAAGAUAUCACCUUUAUCCACGAGGGAAACAAGACCUUCCAUGACAACUUGGUGAACUUUGAAAAGCUGCACAUGAUCGCAGACACGGUGAGGAUGAUCCGACACUGCCAAAGUGACGUGCCAGGGAAUGAGGUCAUCGGGGUCGACAGCGCCGAAAUACGAGCGAGCGUUCACUGCCUGCACAUUAUCGACAAUCAGCAGACACUUUUCGAGCUGUCACACAAACUGGAGCCUCGCAUCUAAACACCGCCGUCAUGUGACCGUAUGACACGCCGCACUGCUUUGUGGAGCAACAAGUCACCGUCAACCAAUGACACACACAAACCUACCAGCAGUGGUGCCAAGAGGACUUUCCGGUGCCAUGUGUUCGCUGCUCACCCGUGUUCGACGCAGGCUUUCUAACACUGGACAUUUGAUAAUGAAGGACGUGAGCACACACACACACAGAAGGCCAAACUGAGACUGAGCGCAAUGCAGACUGUCAUUGCUUUGUACAGAAUCCAUGGACUGAACAUGCACUUGCUUUUGUCCUUGUGGUUUUUAUUUUUUUGUUUCUUUUGAUAUUUAUGAAUGUCCGCUUCAUUUGGUUCUCAGAUGUGCUGGUGUCACUCACAAUGGCCUCGUCAUUUCAAGCCCUCGAUGGUGUCCUCGGCUGAAUAUCUGUCACAAGUCUGUGACGCAUCUUCCUUUGACCCACUCGGCUGCUCAUAUAAAUGGACCUCAACCUUUUUUUUUUUGGUCUUAAAAGCACUGUAAACUCUUCUUUUGAACUGUGCAGUUGUCAAGUUUUAUUUCAAGAACGUGUAGUAGGUGGUCGCCAUAGCAACACCAGCUGAUCAUGUCGUUUUUCCUUUCAUCCUCUGUGAUGCAGGUUUGUAACCGUUGACUGAAGCAGACUGAAACGUUUUUGUGUUAGAAUAACAUCAAAGAAAAAUGGAGAUUAUGAAACACAGGUUUAGCGACGACACGCCCCUCAACUGUAAACGCAGUGUGUUUCUGCAGAAUUUGCCGCACGUGUUCUCCUUUGAAAACCAAUACAACCAGUUGCAUCCACAGGCGAUUUAAAUAGAAUGUAGCAAACCACAAUUGUUUAAUCCCAAACCUUUCAAAUUCUUCUAACUUUCCAAACUCCUCCAGUGCCAAAUUUGCAUCACUGCAACACCAAAGUCAAGUGCUCAGUUCCAUUAACCUGUCUGUACUUUUGAAUGCUGAUCGGGUUUUGAGCAGCUUAGUCAGAGUGAGCCACAUUUAUUCACGUCACUCAUUGUCACGCACUACAAAGUUGUGAGUCGUGUGCGUAACAUUCACUCUGACUUCUGAUGCGUCGUCACCGACCGCUAGAACUGCAAGUGAAAACAGCCAUGUUCUGUUAAUAUUCGCUGUUGUGGACAUUGUUUUUAAUAUUAACCUGUACAUGACGCUGCACAAACAUGUUCUAAUAACAGAUUGGUAGUUAUUUAUUGUUAUAUCUAGUUUGUGUGUUUCUUGGGUGGCAAAGUGUCCCAGUUUACGUGCCAGAGUUCCAGAUGUGGUUCCAAGUGAUGGAGUGGUGUUGUUACCACCAGGGGGCAGCACAGGCGCGCAACACCGUUGCCGCGUGCGCGUCCCUCCCCGAGGAAGAAAAGCACAACCAGCUGUUCGUUGAAAGUGUCGCCCGGCGCUGCCAUGACUGUAGUUUCGUUUAACGCAAAAAAAAAUGUUUGCAUGAUUAAAUAUUUUGAAGAGGACUCGCUGAAGGUUUGUACUUAUGUACUAUUGUCGAUGUGUAAAUACGGCUAUGUUUGCUAUGUUCUAAAUUAACGGAGAAGAGAAAAGCAAUACACCUCCUCCUUUCGUGUCCCCCCUCAAGUAUUUUCUAAAGAGGUGUUUUACUAUGUUCAACUUUUACUGAGAAGAAUAAAAUUUAGCUUUUAUGUGACGUCUCCAGCUCGACUGGUGGUCUUCUUUAUUCCCCGCUGGAAGUUGUUGAGGAAGCCGUGAAGACAACUUGAGCGCGCGCGGAGGAGGAAGGCUACUGCGCAUGCUCGAAACAGUUCGGACAGGAGCAGGCGACCCGGCGUAGCCUCUUGCUGGGUGGACCCUCCUGGUCAGAAGAGCUCUGAACAGAACCCAGCUGGUCCGGACUCAUCGAUGAGCCCGGUGCCACGGUGACAGCCACUGGAGACGACUGAACUUUGAUCCCU